AUCAUCAUCAGCCUAUUAAUGUACCCACUGCUGGGGCACAGGCCUUCCCUAUGGAUGGAAUAGGGAGAUUGGGCCAUGACCCACCACGCAGGCCCAGUGCGGAUUGGUGGGUGCUAACGACUACAGAUGCAGCCGGGACCAACGGCUUAACGUGCCUUCAGAAGCACGGAGGGGCUCGAGAUAGUAAAUUUUUGGUCACACAUCCAAUGAUAGACCUCUGCGAAAGUUACAGAAACCCGCAGAGAAUUGUCGGAGGCUCAGUUACGACCAUCAAUAACUACCCUGAGAUAGUCUCCUUGAAGUUCUCCUGGUCCGGCACAGGCCACCGCCAAGCUUGUGGAGGAACACUUAUAAACAAUAGAUCAGUCCUCACUGCUGCUCACUGUACUAUUGGUGAUCCACCUCAAUUAUGGCAAAGCCGUUUGGGAUCCACAAACGCUAAUUCCGGAGGUGUAGUUCGUAAUUCUGCCUUGAUCAUAAAUCACCCGAACUACAAUAGAGCCACUCUAGAUAACGAUAUAGCUAUCAUCCGUCUGGCUAGCACCGUUGGUUUCACAAACGUUAUCCAACCUGGAAGCAUUGCUGGCAGUAACUACAACCUUGGAGAUAAUCAAGUAGUUUGGGCUGCUGGCUGGGGAGCUACUUCUCAAGGAGGUCUUUCAUCUGAGCAAUUAAGACACGUGCAAAUAUGGACCAUUAACCAGGCCGUCUGCAGAUCUCGUUAUGCCGCGGUUGGCAAUACUGUUACCGACAACAUGUUGUGCUCUGGCUGGCUUGACGUUGGCGGUCGCGACCAGUGCCAGGGUGACUCUGGUGGCCCGCUAUACCACAACAGAGUCGUCGUUGGCGUCUGCUCCUGGGGUCGAGGCUGUGCUAAUCCUAACUUCCCUGGUGUCAAUGCUCGUGUAUCCCGUUAUACUAGCUGGAUUCAGAACAAUGCAUAA
Messenger RNA from Chilo suppressalis (striped riceborer), 944 nucleotides. NCBI's taxonomy places the organism in Eukaryota, Metazoa, Arthropoda, Insecta, Lepidoptera, Crambidae. The record is from the annotation of a GenBank genome assembly.